Messenger RNA from Micromonas commoda, 675 nucleotides. RefSeq lists its product with no specific name. NCBI's taxonomy places the organism in Eukaryota, Viridiplantae, Chlorophyta, Mamiellophyceae, Mamiellales, Mamiellaceae. The transcript has a single exon. The record is from RefSeq and is a predicted model, not a curated record. Bases 1 to 675 code for a protein of 224 amino acids.
AUGGAGCUGCCGGUUAACCAGUAUCCCGUACUGCUGGUAGACUACAUUUUGUCGUGGCGUCGCGGGCGCGUAUCGGGCGCUGCACUCCUCGGGGCGCGGGAAGGGAUGCCGUCGAUCUGGCGGCCGAACGUCAGAGUGACCCUCGAUGAGGAUGACGAAGUUGAGGACACGGAGAGGGGGGGAGAGGAGUUGACGAAGCGGGGGACGAAGCGGAAGAGAGCCCCUCCCACGAAGGGGCCGUGCGAGCACGGGGUGAAGUGGCGGUCGCAAUGCAAGGUGUGCCGCGGUUGUCCGCACGGGAAGAGGCGCUCUCAGUGUAAGGAGUGCGGUGGUGCAUCAAUCUGCGAGCACGGUCGUCAGCGCUCUACGUGCAAGGAGUGCGGUGGUGCAUCAAUCUGCGAGCACGAUCGAAUACGCUCUACGUGCAAGGAGUGUGGUGGGUCUCAAAUCUGCGAGCACGGUCGUCGGCGCGACAGAUGCAAGGAGUGCGGUGGGUCUCAAAUCUGCGAGCACGGCCUCGAGCGCUCUUACUGCAAGGAGUGCGGUGGGGGCUCAAUCUGCGAGCACGGCCGACAGCGCUAUCAGUGCAAGGAGUGCGGUGGGUCUGGGAUCUGCGAGCACGGUCGCGUACGCUCUAAGUGCAAGGAAUGUCGCGCGGUGAAAACUGAAACAUGA